GUGAAGCAAAUUUUCGAAGACGAUUGCGGAAGCUGGAAACAAACCAAUUAUACCUCCGCUCUGUAUUUACUUCAAAAUGACGAGGUUAAAUAUAUUUAUGAGAAAGGGGGGAGAUUUCGCAUAAGAUCGCGCCACGGAAAAAAACUGUCAUAUCCAGUUAUUGAGCCACAACCCAAAACGAGUGAAAUAUGAAGAAUUGGACGUUAUUAUGCUCGGCAACCAACUGGCUAUGAACGACGAAUCACUUGGAUCGAUGGCCACAUUGGUAUGAAUGUGGCAGUAGUGGAAUACAAGGGCAUAUUUCCUGGUCAUACACCCCAUGGAAAUGCAAAGAUAAACCAACAGGCGUACAUAAGAACAUCAGCAGACUUUAUGGAAAAUAUUAUAUCUAAAUGUGAAUGCGUUACUGCAAAAAAACUUUAUGUUAAUCUUCAACAACAUGCGGAGGAAAACCUCAGAAAUCUAAGACAAAUCGAAAAUGCGAGGUUCAAUCAAAAAAAGAAAAAGCAGGGAGCAGGAAUAAAAAUAUAUCAUAAAAAUUACGCUGACGAGAUAUUAGAGGUCAUUAACAUGGCGCAAACAAACGAAUUUGUACAAAAAGUAACCCACAGUAAAAUGGAAUCUGUUAAUGUAACUUUAUUCUUUGAAGAGCAAUGCUUGGAUCUGAAGCGGUUUUGUUGCUCAGGUAAAACCAUUCUUGGGUUUGAUAAAACUUUCAAUUUAGGACGAGUCUACGUCACAGUUACAGUUUUCAAAAAUCUUUCCUUGCUGUCAUGUAAAUCCGGUGAACACCCAUUGUUUUUCGGUCCUAUAUUUUUACACCACAAAUCUGACAAAUCCACAUUUACAGAAUUUUUUACCAACAUAAAAUCCAAACUUGGUAGAAAGUUGGAUAACUUGACCGUUGGUACUGAUGACGAAUCGGCCCUACACGGUGCUUUCACAUCUUCUUUCCCGGAUUCAACUCAUGUCCUUUGCAGCAGACACAUGAGGGAAAAUUUGAUAAAUUAUCUUAAGGAUAAGGUCGGUACCAGUGUAAACCUCCGGAGAUCAAUUGUUAGUGAAGCUUUCGGUUUGUUUCAUUGCCAAAAUGAAAAAGAGUUUGAUUCAAAGACUGAAGAAGUCGUAUCGUACUGUAAAACCAGGUGCAAAGUCACAUACAAAUGGAUACCUGUGGACAAAUAA
This is a messenger RNA of Styela clava, 1185 nucleotides long. Lineage: Eukaryota; Metazoa; Chordata; Ascidiacea; Stolidobranchia; Styelidae. The record is from RefSeq and is a predicted model, not a curated record.